This is a messenger RNA of Echinops telfairi (small Madagascar hedgehog), 1803 nucleotides long. RefSeq names its product branched chain keto acid dehydrogenase kinase (gene BCKDK). The coding region runs from base 251 to 1498 and encodes 415 amino acids. Gene Ontology annotation, biological process: protein phosphorylation; regulation of glucose metabolic process. Gene Ontology annotation, molecular function: pyruvate dehydrogenase (acetyl-transferring) kinase activity. NCBI's taxonomy places the organism in Eukaryota, Metazoa, Chordata, Mammalia, Afrosoricida, Tenrecidae. Gene Ontology annotation, cellular component: mitochondrion. The record is from RefSeq and is a predicted model, not a curated record. The transcript has 12 exons.
GCUGGUCAACUGUUGGGGCGGUUCCGCUCGGCCCCCGGCCCCGACCCUGGCCCCGGCCCCGCGCUGAGAGGGCCAGCUUCCCAGGCCCGGCCAUCGAGAUGGGAGCCGCACCCCGGGGGCUGAGCUGGUCGGCACAUCGCUGCACCCCUCACCCCUGAAGCCAGAGACGAGCCCUUCUUUACCCGGUUUUGGGGGUCGCCUCCAGCUGCCCGGUCCUCAACUCGAGUAGCCGCUCCAGUCCCGACAAAGGAUGAGAAAAAUGAUAUUGGCGUCUAUGCUGGGGAGCGGCGCCCGGGGCGCGCCUCCACUCCGGCCCCUCCUGGGGUCCCCACUCGCGCUCCGGACCCGCUCCACCUCCGCCACCGACACACACUACGUGGAGAUGGCCCGCGAACGCUCCAAGACGGUCACCUCCUUUUACAACCAGUCGGCCAUCGACGUGGCAGCAGAGAAGCCCUCGGUUAGACUUACGCCCACCAUGAUGCUCUAUUCCGGCCGCUCACAGGAUGGUAGCCACCUUCUGAAAAGUGCCCGGUAUCUGCAGCAGGAGCUCCCGGUGAGGAUCGCUCACCGCAUCAAGGGCUUCCGCAGCCUGCCUUUCAUCAUCGGCUGCAACCCCACCGUCCUGCACGUGCACGAGCUGUACAUCCGUGCCUUCCAGAAGCUGACAGACUUCCCUCCGAUCAAGGACCAGACUGAAGAGGCCCGGUACUGCCAGCUGGUGCGACAGUUGCUGGAUGACCACAAGGAUGUGGUGACCCUCCUAGCCGAGGGUCUUCGGGAGAGCCGAAAGCAUAUCGAGGACGAGAAGCUUGUCCGCUUUUUCUUGGACAAGACCUUGACGUCGCGGCUUGGGAUCCGCAUGUUGGCUACGCAUCACUUGGCACUGCACGAGGACAAGCCCGACUUUGUUGGCAUCAUCUGCACUCGCCUUUCACCAAAGAAGAUUAUUGAAAAGUGGGUAGACUUUGCCAGACGCCUGUGUGAACACAAAUAUGGCAAUGCCCCCCGUGUCCGCAUCAACGGGCACGUGGCUGCCCGUUUCCCCUUCAUCCCCAUGCCACUGGACUACAUCCUGCCCGAGCUGCUCAAGAAUGCCAUGAGGGCUACAAUGGAGAGUCACCUAGACACCCCCUACAAUGUCCCCGAUGUGGUCAUCACCAUUGCCAACAACGAUAUCGAUCUUGUCAUCAGGAUCUCAGACCGGGGCGGGGGCAUCGCUCACAAGGACCUGGAGCGGGUCAUGGACUACCACUUCACCACGGCCGAAGCCAGCACCCAAGACCCCCGGAUCAGCCCCCUUUUUGGCCACCUGGACAUGCUCAGUGGUGGCCAGUCAGGACCUAUGCACGGCUUUGGCUUCGGGCUGCCCACGUCUCGGGCCUACGCGGAGUACCUCGGCGGUUCCCUGAGCCUGCAGUCCCUGCAGGGCAUCGGCACGGACGUCUACCUGCGACUGCGCCACAUCGAUGGCCGUGAAGAGAGCUUCCGUAUCUGAGCCGGGGCCGGGGCUGCCCGCCCGCCCGGCCGGGGCCAACACUCCGUUGUCGCCAGGGCCUUCCAGCUCAGGCAGAGUCCCAACCUGCUCCACUCGCUGCUGCAUCUUGGGCCACACAGGUCCUCAGACAGGACUUACGGGGAGCUGGGCACCCCCACCCUCAGUCGGGCCCUCUGCUUCCCUGCCUUCAGGGCUCAGAACGGGGGGACAGGGACCCCUGAUGCCUCCAGCACCAGCUCCACCAUUCCCGUCUGGGGGCUACCCCUCCACCUGCUGUUUGUUAUUAAAGGUCACCUUUGAAUGCC